GAACCUCUACUAAGGGAAAAUAUGCUGAGCUCUUUCUUGGCUUGCCAACUUCUCUGCCAAACUUUUUUUGGAAGGAAACUUCCUGCCUGUCUGCUCUCCCUCUCUCAGAUAGCAUCAUCUGCACUUUCUCACCUGAUCAUCAGUCACUCACUCACCUCAUCGCUUUACAUUGCCAUUUUACCAGAUUGAUCAUAGUGGGAUCAUCGUUCAAUUUAUUAAGCCAUGCCUACAUUGACUCAAAAUAGGGGAUCAAUGAAACACUGUUAUGCAAUGCCAUGCCUACAUCUACUGAAAAUAGGGGAUCAAUGAAAUCUAUCAUGCCAUGCAAUGCCUUAUCUUACUGAAUUCACUCGUGCUGUCUGAAUGGAGAAGCAUGCUUUGCAAUGACAAUCCCAGAUCUGAAUUUUGGAUUUAAAUCUUUUAUUGCAAUCAUGAUUUUGUUCCUCAUUGAACGCCUCUACCGCUUCAUGUGCAUCAGCCCUCCCGUAUAUGCAGGUUUUGCAUUUGUUUAUUAUGAGGAUGAGCGUGAUGCUGAAGAUGCAAUUCGUGCAUUAGACAAUUUUCCUUUUGGUUAUGACAAGCGAAGGCUGUCUGUAGAGUGGGCUAGAGGUGAACGUGGUCGUCAUCGAGAUGGGUCCAGAGCAAACCAGAGGCCCACCAAAACAUUAUUUGUGAUUAACUUUGACCCAAUCCGCACUAGAGUUCGUGAUAUAGAAAGGCACUUCGAACCAUAUGGGAAAGUUCUUCAUGUUAGGAUUCGCAGGAAUUUUGCUUUUGUGCAGUUUGAAUCACAAGAAGAUGCUACUAAAGCUCUUGAGUGUACACAUAUGAGCAAGAUACUGGAUAGGGUGGUUUCAGUGGAGUAUGCUCUGAGGGAUGACGAUGAGAGGGGUGACAGAUAUUAUGACAGCCCCAGAAGAGGGGGAUAUGGAAGAUCACCCAGUCCAGUUGUUCGUAGGCGACCUAGUCCUGAUUAUGGUCGUCCACGCAGCCCUGUGUAUGAUAGGUACAAUGGACCAGCAUACGAUAGACGUAGGAGUCCCGAUUAUGGGAGGCCAAGGAGUCCCGAUUAUGGGAGGCCAAGGAGUCCUGAAUAUGGCAGAUACCGCAGCCGCUCACCAAUCCGAAGGUCCCGCACCUGAAAGAUGUCUGAUGAUGUGGAAUGAAGCAGGUUCCGGUGGUUCUUCUUAGUCACUGUGUUGGAAUAGAAAGUAGUGCGAUCUGUAGGGAAGCGAACCCCUCGCGGUACAAUUUAUGGUUUGCUUUUUGUAUCUAAAAAUUAAGAAUUUGGGGCUGAUUGUGCUUUUAGGACUCGAUAUAUAGCUUGUUCAAAAGUAGGGUUGGUUAGUAGAUAUUACGACUGUGACGUGUUCUGCAAUGAUUCAUGGCUUUCCAUUUUUGUGGCGGAGCACAAGUCUUGAAUGGUAAACAUGGAAGGGGUCGCUGCCGGCAAA
Messenger RNA from Neltuma alba, 1454 nucleotides. RefSeq names its product serine/arginine-rich splicing factor RS31. Gene Ontology annotation, molecular function: RNA binding. The record is from RefSeq and is a predicted model, not a curated record. Bases 384 to 1142 code for a protein of 252 amino acids. NCBI's taxonomy places the organism in Eukaryota, Viridiplantae, Streptophyta, Magnoliopsida, Fabales, Fabaceae. The transcript is spliced from 5 exons.